CGGCCCUGUUAUUAUAGUCCUCGUUCUCUCUUCGACUUUACCCAGUAGAAAUUUCAAUAAUAGAAUCCUCAUAACACCGCCGGCCAUCGUCUUCAUCACCAUCCCUCCCUGUUUCUCUUCUCCUAGAGAUUUCUAGCAGAAGAGAGGGAGAGAAAUCCAAAAAAAAAAUAAAAAAAAAAAUUAAUAAUUAUUAAGAAGAAUAAAAUCCGAAAUGGGUCCGGAAGGUUAUGCCCUCUAUCUCCUUCUCAUCUUGGCCAUCUUCUCGACCCAGAUUCACUCCUUCCGUUUCAAUGUUGAAUCCGGCAGUACCAAAUGCAUAUCUGAAGAUAUUAAGGGCGGCGCCAUGACCGUCGGCAAGUACCACGCAAUCAACCCCCACGAAGGCCACCCUUUACCCGACACUCACACUUUCAUCAUUCAGGUGACAUCUACCUAUGGAAAUAGUUAUCACUAUGCCUCCUAUGUGUCCGAAGGGACCUUUGCUUUUCAGACUGCAGAAUCCGGGGACUACACGGCUUGCUUCUAUGCUGCUGAUAACAGUCCCCCGAUUACAUUUCCUAUUGAAUUGGAGUGGAAGUCUGGUGUACUUACUAAGGAUAUGGCUAGUGUUGUAAAGAAAGACUCUGUUGAAGCUAUGGAAUCACAACUCAGGAAUAUGUAUCUAACUGUUUUCGACAUCCAAAGUGAGAUGCAAUAUCUUCGUGAAAGAGAAGAAGAAAUGCAGGAACUUAACCGAUCUACCAACUCGAGCAUGGGUUGGCUGAGUGGCGUGUCGAUUAUUGUAGUCCUCUCUGUGGCAGGAAUGCAGUAUUGGCAUCUGAAAACCUAUUUCCAGAAGAAGAAGCUCAUCUAAUUCACUUCUUUCUCUGAGAAUACCCCAAUAGCCUGUCUUUGCUAAUGUACAGUAUUUACAUCAAUCGAUAGAGGAAAACCACACAUUUUAGGAUCCAUUUCAAUUACAGAUUUUAAUAUAGCUUCAAUGUUUUCAGUGUCUA
This is a messenger RNA of Ipomoea nil (Japanese morning glory), 995 nucleotides long. RefSeq names its product transmembrane emp24 domain-containing protein p24delta10-like. The coding region runs from base 212 to 853 and encodes 213 amino acids. Gene Ontology annotation, biological process: Golgi organization; endoplasmic reticulum to Golgi vesicle-mediated transport; intracellular protein transport. The transcript has 4 exons. The record is from RefSeq and is a predicted model, not a curated record. Gene Ontology annotation, cellular component: COPII-coated ER to Golgi transport vesicle; endoplasmic reticulum; endoplasmic reticulum-Golgi intermediate compartment. Lineage: Eukaryota; Viridiplantae; Streptophyta; Magnoliopsida; Solanales; Convolvulaceae.